AUGGACGGAACUGAGGAAAGAACCGAUGAAAUUGCCCUGCCCAGGAUCUUCAUAGAGUCCAAUGCACUCAACAAGGAUGAGUUGGAAGUGAAUUUGGCAAUGGUGGUGGAAAAAUUGAAGUCUAAAAAAUCUACGCAAUUACCCACGAUAAAUCCUGAUGAUCUGAAGAAGGAUGCCAUUCAGCGAAGGAUCGAUGAGAGUAAUAAGGUACUCGGCGAACUUCUGAGAGACGGAAAUGAGCUGGUGACUAAUAUCCGAAUUGCCAAUGACAAGCGUGAAAUUGAUCGCCGCGCAGAUGAGGCACAACUCCGGGAGGACCUUCUGGAUAAAUUGAAUGUUGAAUCAGAGACGGCGACAUUAAAAUUUCAGGGUAUCACAGAACGAUGGAAAGAAUUAGAGACUGUAAAGGAUCCGUUCAACAUGCACGAAGGACUGGAAGAACAAAAAGAGCGUAUCCGGGAGCUGACGCAUCAAAAAGAUGAUAUUAUCAUGGAGUGUUGGAAGGAGUUGAAGAAGGCUGAUGAGAGAUACUAUCACGAUCAGGAGAAGCAGGCAUCGGACAUUGUGUGCCUUGUAGAGAGAGUGGAUCAUCACAUUGAAGCAAUGAAGUCAGCGUACAGGAAGCACUUGGACGUUCUACAACAAACAAUUGACCAAGAAAGAUCACGGAUUAAGGCUGGAAUUAACAAGAAGUGGGAGGAUCUAUACGGUGAGCGUCAGGAAAAGGAGAAGAAAAAGUUGUUGAAUGCUAAGGAGAAGUCUGACUUUUUUGAAGCGGAAAUUGAAAGGAUCACCGUUCAACAUGAAGAACUCACAAGAGCCACUAAAAUAAACCUGGAGCAUGACAAUGAAGCUCUCCAGUUAGAAUUACAACGAGUGAAGGCAAAUAUUCUACUUAACUCAGAGAAACUGGAUUACAAUUUUGAAGUCCUGAAACGACGAGAGGAAGAGAACGUGAUAAUUCGAUGCCAGCAGAAGAAACGUCUCAUGAGGAUGAGUGAAGCAAUUGUGACAUUAAAAAGGAAGAUCAAGGAUACCACUGCUCAAUGCGACGGUGAGUGUGGAAAGCUCCAGACUGAGAUAUCUAGGCUUCAAACUCAGGUUCGUGAUAUUGAGGCAUCGGCGGCAAUCUUCGCGGACACCAGCGAUUCCAAUUAUCGUGGAAUAUGGGAGAUGAAUUACUCUGAGGCCAUGAAGUUGCUUAAUCAGAUUUUGGAAAUUGAUGAACAACUCCACGUUAAUCAAUUAGGAGCCGAAGCACCAUCCAGUGUUCCCCAGUUGAAUAUCCUUGAGGAUUUACCUUCAUUUCAAGCGGCAUGCGAGACGAUUGAACAGGAAAAAAAGAAGAAUCUCAGUCAAUCACGUGGUCAGAAGUUAUCUCUAACGGCCGAAAAUGCGUCGGAGUCAUCUAUCUUGCGUGAAAUCUGCGAGAAAAUAGCAGAUCAAAGUGAAUUUCUGAUUGAGAAGAAACUCGAGAAGUUGAUUGGACCUCUCCGAGAGGACGAUGAAAAGCUAUUAGUGAAAGUGAACAAUAUUUUCACAGCACUUGGAAUUGAAAAUGUUGAAAAUUUAUUGGAAGUUCAGCAGCACUUUCUUCAGUAUGCGUAUUGCGCACAUUGUUCGCAGAAACAUACGGAAAUUUCAACUCAGGAGAGUCACGAGUGUGAGAACUCUGCUGAUUCCGUUCAUGAGCUUGUGUUGGAGAUGCCAAACGUUCUCUCUGUCCUCAGAGAGUUUAUGGAGGAACAUAAGGAUGAUGACAUCACCGAGAAUGAUCCAGAGAUCACGUCUAAAAUGCGAUUGACUCUGUCGAGAUUGCUGGAUCCUGCGGAAGUGCGCAACUUCUGGCAACAAUUUCGUUGUGCUUUUCCCGAGGAGAAGGAACGCUUAUGGCAAGGACUGGAAUAUGGGCUAACAGAGUAUCUAAAUGUACUCAGGGAGCGAGAAAAAUUGGAUUCUGAGUGUGGUCAAUUGAGACGACAAAAUGAGGAGCUCCGUCACCUGCUGCAGAAAUACGUGGAGGGCUGCGAGAAUUCAAAUGAUGGUUAA
Phlebotomus argentipes is the source of this 2049-nucleotide messenger RNA. RefSeq names its product dynein regulatory complex protein 1 homolog. The record is from RefSeq and is a predicted model, not a curated record. Gene Ontology annotation, cellular component: axonemal dynein complex; axoneme. The transcript is spliced from 2 exons. Gene Ontology annotation, biological process: axonemal dynein complex assembly; regulation of cilium movement; cilium-dependent cell motility. Bases 1 to 2049 code for a protein of 682 amino acids. Lineage: Eukaryota; Metazoa; Arthropoda; Insecta; Diptera; Psychodidae.